CGUAGUCCACGUGCCGCCGACGGCAGUCUGGGGUCGGGGUCUGUGGCCCGCGGCUUUUUCGGUUGUGGGACAGAAGACUCGUUCCCCGGACAGUUGACAGCUGGUGGGAGUGCGCCAGACGGGGAUAUGAGGCCCGGGGACUCGCCUCCGCGGCUUCUUGUGGCCCUGGGGGCCUGCAGAGCCGCCCCGACCCGCGGGCUGCCCCCUCCUCCCGGCGGAUAGCUGCCGCCCCCUGUGCUGACACGCACAGGCCACAUCGCACCACUCUGGGCCCCGCUACCCGACCGGCGACCCGCUAGAAGUGCCAACCUCGCCCGCGGCGGCCGGUGGGGACUAAGGAACAGAAACGAGGACUAACUUGGCCAGGGUCACCUGCAGUGAAUGGCAUGGCCGGGAGAAGAACCGGGCCAACCCCCUGCCACUGCGCCGCGCCUGUUUGACGUGUGGGGGCUCCCGGGGGACCGGCUGCCAUCCGCUUCAGGUGGAUCACUAACCAAGCUGGCCUACUAUUCAACAGUGCAGCACAAAGUGGCCAAAGUGAGGUCCUUUGACCACUCUGGAAAGGAUGCAGAGCAAGACCACGAGCCACCCUACGAGAUCUCAGUCCAAGAAGAGAUCACGGCUCGUCUGCAUUUCAUUAAGUUCGAGAACACCUACAUCGAGGCCUGCCUGGACUUCAUCAAAGACCACCUGGUCAAUACUGAGACCAAGGUUAUCCCGGCCACAGGUGGCGGAGCCUAUAAGUUCAAGGAUCUCAUUGAGGAGAAGCUACAGCUGAAAGUGGACAAGGAGGAUGUGAUGACCUGCCUGAUAAAGGGGUGCAACUUUGUGCUGAAGAACAUCCCACAUGAGGCCUUCGUGUAUCAGAAAGACACCGAACCUGAGUUCCGAUUCCAGACCAAUCACGCCAACAUUUUCCCGUACCUCCUGGUCAAUGUUGGCUCUGGCGUCUCCAUCGUGAAGGUAGAGACGGAGGACAGGUUCGAGUGGAUUGGUGGCAGCUCCAUUGGCGGCGGCACCUUCUGGGGGCUCGGGGCACUGCUCACCAAGACAAAGAAGUUCGAUGAGCUGCUACAUCUGGCCUCAAAGGGCCAGCAUGCCAAUGUGGACAUGCUGGUACAGGACAUCUACGGCGGAGCCCACCAGACUCUGGGGCUGAGUGGCAACCUCAUCGCCAGCAGCUUCGGGAAGUCGGCCACUGCUGACAAAGAGUUCUCCAAGGAAGAUAUGGCCAAGAGCCUGCUGCACAUGAUCAGCAACGACAUCGGGCAGCUCGCCUGCCUCUAUGCCAAGCUCCACCGCCUGGACAGAGUGUACUUUGGGGGCUUCUUCAUCCGGGGCCACCCUGUGACCAUGCACACCAUCACCUACAGCAUUAACUUCUUCUCCAAGGGAGAAGUGCAGGCACUGUUCCUGAGACACGAAGGCUACCUGGGGGCCAUCGGGGCAUUCUUAAAAGGAGCCGAGCAUGACAAUCCAAACCAGUACAGCUGGGGCGAGAACUACGCCGGCAGCUCUGGGUUGAUGAGCGCGUCACCCGAGCUGUGCCCCACCCAGCGGGCGCGGAGUGGCACAUUUGACCUGCUGGAGAUGGACCGGCUGGAGAGGCCCCUGGUCAACCUGCCCCUCCUCCUGGACCCAUCCUCCUACGUACCCGACACGGUGGACCUCACUGACGAUGCCCUAGCCCGGAAGUACUGGCUCACCUGCUUCGAGGAGGCCCUGGAUGGGGUGGUGAAGCGCGCCGUGGCCAGCCAACCUGAGUCGGCAGAUGCAGCUGAGAGGGCCAGGAAGUUCCGGCAGAAGUAUUGGAGCAAGCUGCAGACCCUGCGGCACCAGCCCUUCGCUUACGGGACGCUGACCGUGCGCAGUCUGCUGGACACGCGGGAGCACUGUUUGAACGAGUUCAGCUUCCCAGACCCCUACUCCAAGGUAAAGCAGAAGGAAAACGGCAUUGCGCUCAAGUGCUUCCAGUGUGUGGUCCAGGCCCUGGACGCGCUGGGCUGGGAGGAGAGGCAGCUGGCCCUGGCGAAGGGGCUGUUGGCGGGCAAUGUCUUCGACUGGGGGGCCAAGGCUGUGUCUGACGUCCUUGAAUCUGACCCCCAGUUUGGGUUUGAAGAGGCGAAGAAGAAGCUGCAAGAGCGCCCCUGGCUGGUGGACUCCUACAGCAAGUGGCUUCAGAGAUUAAAGGGGCCCCCUCAUAAAUGUGCCUUAAUUUUCGCAGAUAACAGUGGAAUAGACCUCAUUUUGGGAGUCUUCCCCUUUGUCAGGGAGCUACUCCUUAGAGGGACGGAGGUCAUCCUGGCAUGCAACUCGGGCCCCGCCCUGAACGACGUGACGUACAGCGAGUCUCUCAUCGUGGCCGAGCGCAUCGCAGCCAUGGACCCCAUCGUCCACUCCGCACUCCAAGAAGAGAGGCUGCUGCUGGUGCAGACGGGUUCCAGCUCCCCAUGCCUUGACCUCAGCCGCCUGGACAAGGGGCUGGCCGUGCUGGUGCGGGAGCGCGGCGCUGACCUGGUGGUCAUCGAGGGCAUGGGCCGGGCUGUGCACACCAACUACGAUGCGGCGCUGCGCUGCGAGAGCCUCAAGCUGGCCGUGCUCAAGAACGCCUGGCUGGCCGAGCGGCUGGGUGGCCCACUCUUCAGUGUCAUCUUCAAGUAUGAGGUUCCGGCCGAGUGAGGCCACCGUCAGCCGUCGCUGUCCCUGCCAGGACUGUGUUAUUCCUCGGGGAGGAGCCUGCGUUCACUCGGACCGUUUCCACCAAGCUGGUGACUGACGGCAUGCGUGCCGGGCCACUGCACAGAGCUGUCUUGUGAGACACUUGUGUUGGAAUGUAUUUAACUGUUAAAUAAUCUUUUAUACACACACAUCACAUAUAUAUAUAUAUACACAUAUAUAUAUAUAUAUAUAUAUAAAAAUAUAUAAGUACAUACA
Messenger RNA from Chinchilla lanigera (long-tailed chinchilla), 2934 nucleotides. It is a transcript of the gene Pank4, whose product is annotated as pantothenate kinase 4. The transcript has 19 exons. The coding region runs from base 382 to 2679 and encodes 765 amino acids. Gene Ontology annotation, biological process: coenzyme A biosynthetic process. Gene Ontology annotation, cellular component: nucleus; cytosol. Gene Ontology annotation, molecular function: pantothenate kinase activity; ATP binding. The record is from RefSeq and is a predicted model, not a curated record. NCBI's taxonomy places the organism in Eukaryota, Metazoa, Chordata, Mammalia, Rodentia, Chinchillidae.